AUGGAUGUGUUAAGGAAGAGUUACCAACAACUUGAUGAGAAUGAGAGGGAAAAGAAAACCUCAGAUCGAAUCAUAUUGGGUAGACAGAUCCUAAUUUCGAGUAGUGUUUGGUCCAGUUUUUUCAUGUUUGGUCUUUGUAUGGGAACACCAACUAUAUACAUAAGCCAAACGAGACAAGAAGCUAACUCCACAGAGGUCCUUUCUAAUGAGAUGACUUCAUGGAUAAGCUCUGCUUACAACUACAGCGCGAUACCAAAUCUGUUUAUCGUAGCUAUCCUUUCAAGAUAUAUCGGAAGGAAGAAAACCUUUCUAUUCGCAUGCUUAACAUCAGCCGUUGGAUUCAUCACUUUAUACUUAAGCACAUCAGUAAUCCAAGUCAUUAUUGGUGAAAUAAUCCAAGGUACACUAAUAGCAUGUGAUGGUAUGAUAUGCGUUAUGGUGUUAACUGAAUACACGUCACCACGAUACCGAGGGUUCUUCUUAACAUUCAAGUCAGCAACUUUUGGCUGGGGUAUGCUGGUAGCCAACACCAUGGGCACUUUCCUCCAUUGGAAAUCGAUAACUGUACUAGGUUUGACGUGUGCCUCUUAUGCCUUUCUAACUUGCUUAUUCUGGCCAGAAUCGCCCUAUUGGCUGGCAAGUAAAGAAAAAUAUGACGAAUGUACCAAAUCACAUCGUUGGUUAAAAGGAAAUCAAGAGGAGUCAAUAAACGAGUUGAACUCCCUCUUGAAAACCCACAAGGAGUACAGUCUAAUCAAACAAGAAAAGAGUCAAAACAGAACAAAGAAGACACUAACGGCUUUGUUUUCAAAAACAUUCUAUAAACCCUUCGGAUGUACAAUGUUGAUGUUAUUUUUGUAUUACUUUUCUGGAAAAAUGGCGUGUAAUGUUUACGCUUUGCAGUUGAUUAAGGGUGUAACUAAAAGCGACUCGACAGCGUACACAGGGAUGUUAGUUAUAGAUGCCGUCACGGUCUUCAGCAUGUACUUCACCAGUAUAGUAGUUAGGUUUUACAAACGAAAGAUGCUAUUCAUAACGACAUCUUUAAUCGGCAUAAUGUUUUUGUUGUCUAUGUCUCUUUACUUGUACUUAUGCCAUCUAGAUUUAUUUGAAAUAAAUAACUUUAUCUUUCUGGGACUUCUAACGUUAUAUAUGGUUGUGAUUAGUAGUGGUCCGAUAACGAUUAGUCCUUCAAUAAUAGCAGAACUAUGUCCCCUGAAAUAUCGGGGUCUUUUUAUGUUGCUAAUGGAAUUGGUGGAUAAUAUAAUAAUGGGUACAGUAGUUAAAAUAUUACCGUUUCUAUUGAGUGCCAUAGGUGCUCAUGGCACCUUUUUCUUCUACGGAGGCUCGUCGCUUUUCCUAACAUUACUUAUUUUCUAUUUUAUCCCUGAAACAAAAGAUAAAACAAUUAUAGAAAUUGACGCGCUUAUGAGCUGA
Messenger RNA from Leptosia nina, 1437 nucleotides. The record is from the annotation of a GenBank genome assembly. NCBI's taxonomy places the organism in Eukaryota, Metazoa, Arthropoda, Insecta, Lepidoptera, Pieridae.